AUGUUGGCCUCCACCAGUGCUUUCCUCCUUUUCUCAUCUGCCCUUUUCGCCUCCUUUACUGCCUCGCCGAUCCAGAAUCUGGCCGACUGCCCGUUCCCGAAUGGAACCGACAAGCAGAUCCACUCGUACAUGUGCUCCGAAAAUGAGCAGUUCUCCAUCACCGACAUUCAGACGCUGGACAAGAACGGUCAGCCGCUGUACCCGAUCGACCCUCGUCAGGAGUUCAUUCUCAAUCUGACCACCUACAAUCACGGAGAGCAAAUCGAUGACAACGAGGUCAACGUAAAGAUUUAUCAGUACAAGGCCGGAUGGUCUGGAGACUGUUCCUGGAAUUCCAUUCCGACUUUCGGACUUCUCAACGGAAUCGACGGAUGCCAAUUCGCCCACAACUGCCCACUCACUUCUGGACCGCUUUUCCUGAUCCUACCGCUGGAUCUCAGCCAGUUCUCGGCCAUCAUAAACUUGCUCGCCGCCUAUGUAAGUUACCGUAUCGCCUAGACCACCCGAUAAAGUGCUUCAGAAACCAUACCAACUCGAGAUCCGUAUGUACAACUACAACGCGGGAAACACUGUCCACGAGGAAAUCGCGUGUGUGAUGGCACAAGUCGAGCUAUCCUAA
Molecule: messenger RNA, 619 nt
Organism: Caenorhabditis sp. 36 PRJEB53466
Lineage: Eukaryota; Metazoa; Nematoda; Chromadorea; Rhabditida; Rhabditidae
Source: the annotation of a GenBank genome assembly